Molecule: messenger RNA, 2460 nt
Organism: Rhopilema esculentum
Lineage: Eukaryota; Metazoa; Cnidaria; Scyphozoa; Rhizostomeae; Rhizostomatidae
Product: TBCC domain-containing protein 1
Biological process (GO): maintenance of centrosome location; maintenance of Golgi location
Cellular component (GO): spindle pole centrosome
Source: RefSeq, a predicted model, not a curated record
AGUUGUUGUUGGUGCACAGAAUCGUCGAAAAUUGGUGGCGGGCCGCAGUAGAUGUUUAUGAGUCAAAAUGUCAAAGAAAGCAUAUUUUUAUUUUUAAUUUUAUUGAAAGAAAAAAUGCAAUAUGUCUUCAUCAUCUUCAAGUGUAUCACUCUGGAUAAAUCCUGAGCCAUUUGAGUUUGGAAUUGUGCCAAUACCUCCUCCUACAAAGCUUGUCCAUCAUAAUCUAAAAAAGUUGUUUGCUUAUGCAAAAAACAAAGGUAAAGCAGGAUAUCCAAGAAUAAGCUAUGCUAUAUGGAAGCAUAUUGCAUGCAACAAACUUCAAAUAAGUGAGGAUGUAGCAUGGUUAUAUUUUCAGACAUGCGAUACAGUUACAGAGCAUAAUUGUGAAUUUAGACUGAUGGUAGCUGAGCAAUAUUUGACCUGUAAGACAGAUGAAGAAAAGGCUAAAUGGAGAGAAAGGUGCUCUGUAGAUCUAUUGAAGUUCCUGAUAUUUCUCUAUAUGCAGCAUGCACAUGUAAUUUCCAUAAAGGCUUCACUGGUGGUUGGGGAAGAAUGGCCCUCUCGAUCAAGGUCGCCAGAGCUGGAAGGAAGAGCUGGAGUUGGAGCAAAGACAAUGAACGAGCACGCACAAUUGCAAUUUGUACAGAACAAUCUAAUGGAAAUUUUAGAGCUGCUUGUUGAACCAGAUGCUUACAGUAUGGGUGCUAAUGGCGAUAGCUCGUUAACUCUUGAUGCCCUGAAAGCCCUUGGAUUGCUUAUUUCUGGAACAAGUGGCAGAGAUGUGGUUCCUGUAGACGAACUUGCUUCAAGACAAUCGCAAGCCCAAAGUUCUGGAUAUUCAAAGAUUUCAAGGACAUUUUCUACGAAGAAGCUUUACAAAUGGAUAACUUUGAAUUUGAAGAGUAACCCUUUUGGAGUUUCUGGCACGAUAUCAUCAGGACAAAGGCUGCGUGGCAGAGCAUACAGUGUUGCUUGUGAAGAUAGCCUAAGUGUUAGCCUAAGCAGCAGUAUGGGUGAAGAGCUGAUAAGAAAUAACCGAGCAUCGAUCGAUCUUCGGGAAUUGCAAGAUUCAAUUACAAAUGAAAUCGAUCUGAAUACAAGCAUCAAAUUAAGCCAAGGGCCCAUUUCGAACAAAAUCAUCUCAAAUGCCAACUUUGCUCCAGCUGGCAACCACAUGAUGAUUUUCAAUCAAGUCUGCAAACGAACAGUGGCAAGAGCUGGAGACCCGCUGACCAAGAGCCGCGUAAAAGUGCAUCGUUGCCAGUACUCACACAUGUAUUUGCUGUCGCCUUUACGUGCUAUCUCUAUCGAGAAAUGUCACGGUACAAAGCUGUUUUUAGGCCCUGUCGAGACUGUUGUUAAUAUCAUUGCCUGUGAAAACGUCGAGGUUUGUGCAGUUACAAGGAAAAUCAAUAUCAACUCAUGUCGCAACUGUGUAUUCCAUUUGUUUACGGAGACGAAGCCGGUUUUAAUUGGCACCAACGAAGAUAUCUUCUUCGCGCCGUAUAGCACAUUCUAUCCAGCGCUUCUUCAGGACAUGGUUACUGUUGGCUUGACAGCAUCGUACAACUUCUGGAAUGAGCCUCUUUUACCAGGUUCGGAAGCAUCAACAGCCAGCAAAGUUUGGGAUGAACUAGACGCAGAUAACUUCUUUCGCUUAUGUACACCCUUUGACAUGGAGGGCGAUACCAAAGAAUGCCCAUUUAGGCUACCGAAAAAGUACGAAGAAGCACUGCGGAAAAAAGAAGAUCAGCUUGACAAUUGGCAUAAAAUGGUAUCUGAAGCAAAAUUAACACGUGAUCAGAAAAAGCAAUUGCAAGGGAUGGUGCAGAGUCGUUUUCAGGAAUGGUUAAAGGAAACGGGAAAUCAGCAGCUACUGGAAAGUUUGACCCUUCAGCACCGAUGAACUCAGAAACCUUGAGUGAACUCAGAAAUGAACUCAGAAAUGAAGCUCAUGUCAACACGAGAGAAUGCCUCUCAAACUCUCGAAACUUCCGCCUACCGGUAAUCAAUCUGAGUUUGUGACUUAAUAGAUAUUUCAUAGAAUGAUAGAGGGAUCUUUAGUAUUUGGGCAGAAAACCUCAUUUUCUACAAGAGCUAGAUUUAAUUAAAUGUUUUCUUGUAUAUCGUAUUCAAAUACGAACUAUGUUUGUUGUGACUGAGAGGAAUGCAAAGCGACCCUUUUUUCUAUCAUUUUAUUGAUGAGGUGUAGUUAAGAUGGUGUUAAAUUGAGUUGCGUUUUAUAGUUGAUUGGAAAGGAAUAUAGUAACAGUUUGAACAAACGAUUUCAUUAGAAACUUUAGAAUACAAAGCUAUUUAAAUGAGAAAUAUAUAUAAUGAAAAUGCACUACUUUCUAGAGUAGGAUGUCAGUUUGUAGAUUAAUUGCAAUUUUUGCCAAUUUGAAAUUUCACUACAAAUAAAAGAAUACUUUUUCACAACAAAGUGCAGUGGUACUUUUC